Messenger RNA from Lucilia sericata (common green bottle fly), 2817 nucleotides. It is a transcript of the gene salto, whose product is annotated as rho-associated protein kinase 1. NCBI's taxonomy places the organism in Eukaryota, Metazoa, Arthropoda, Insecta, Diptera, Calliphoridae. The coding region runs from base 247 to 2685 and encodes 812 amino acids. The transcript has 15 exons. The record is from RefSeq and is a predicted model, not a curated record.
CUGAACUAUUCUUUAGUUAUGUUUGCGAACUCUGUAAUAAUAAAUGGAUAGCAAAUAAAAAAUUACUGGGCCCAGUAACAUUUGUUACAAAUUUCAGCUAGACUUCAAGUUUGUCCAAUUUAUAAAAAUAUAUUUUUUAUAUAAAAACUUAAAAUUUUCCUGCCGAAUUAUAGGAAUUUUCAAGCAAAUUUAUUAAAACUACAACAAAUUACAGCGAAAUUGAAAUUUAAAAUAUUUUACAAUAAUAUGGAUAAUUCUGCUAUACCUUUAACAGCAGCAAAUGAAAACUGUUUGGAUCAGGAUAAAUUAAAAUCGCAAGAAGUGGUUGCCAAAACAUUAGAUCAUUCCCCAGGCAGAACAAGUGUUAAAAGUUUUAAAGCAACUGUAGCACCAAAAGCAAGUUCAAAAUCUAUACCUAAAUUAAAAGACAAUAAAUCUCCGAAAAGUACCACAAAGAAUGGCAAUAAAAGUCAAACAAGUCUUGUUAAAAAUGAAGAUCGUUUGCACACUUCUGUGAUACCAACCAAGAAAACUCCCUCUCCAGUAGCUAAUAAAUCACCCAAUACCAUAAAGUCUCAGGCAAAGUCGAAAAUACCUUUUAUGAAAAAAUCACCUAGUUCCAGUUCCAAUACGAAUAGCAUAUCAACAGCACAGAAUGUAGCUAAAAAAUUACCUCCACAAUCUGGAAAAAUUCCCCAACAAAAGCUUACAGCGGAGAUGAAGGCGCUCGAUAUAAAGCAGCAACAUUUGAUGAACUCCAAGUCCAAAACAAGUCAAAGUAGAUCUUCAUCGCCACAGCUGAAUAAAACGCCAAGUAGCAUUUCUAAAUCUAGUUUUAUAACAUCAAGUCCAACUGUGCAGCAAAAGAAAAGGAUUGCUAAAAAUCAAACAGCUCGUUCCAAUUCGGAGACGCCCGUUUCGGUAGCCAAUAAACGGAGUGCUUCCAACAUAUCCACACGUAGUACACCUUGUCCCAAAAGCAAAGAAAUGCACGAAACGAAUUUACGCAAAAUGAUUUCAACGGCAGGAGAUCAUAAUAAAAUGGAGAAAUUGGAUUCUGACAUAAAACCACAAGAAGCCAAAAAUCUUAAGGAACUCCCGGAAGAACUUGUGAAUGAUAAAUCAGCGGAAUCACUCAAUGAAUUUAAGACUAAAAUAAAUAUGUAUAUGGAUCAAUGGUUUUCUCCCUUUAAGGAGGAGUUAAAUGUGUGUGAUAAAAACAAUUUACAGAACAUUGAAAAGUUUCAAAAGAAAUUAGAGGAAUUGCAGAUCCUGCAAUCCAAUGAUAUUUUAGCCUUAAUAGAUGAUAUGUCUGCUGUUACCAAGGAUAACUGUGAUGUGGAAAUGAUUAAUUUAAAACGCAAGUUAGAGGAAAGUAAUAAAGCUUUAAGAAAUUUGGAGGAAAAGUAUAACGAUUUAAGCAGACAAUAUGAAGAGGAAGUUGGCAAAUGGGAAAGGGAUUUAAAGGAGAAGAGUAGAUUGGAUUUGGGGGAAAUAAAAGAGCUGCAAAAGAAGUUAAAAAUGCAGGAAAAGCUAACGAAAUCUACGAUACAAAAUGUGGAAAAGGAAAAAGAAAAUUUACUAGCGGAGAAAAGCUCACUACAGGAAGAACUUAAUACUUGUAGGGAAAGUUUGAACAAUACAAAUGCCAAAUUUCAAACCAUGGAACAGCAAUUAAAUCAUUUGAAAAAGGAGUUGAAGCUGAAAUCUGAAACAAUUAAGAAAUUUGAAAGUGAUUUAGAGUCUAAAAAGAAAUUGGAAAUAAAUUUAAAAGAAAUGUCCAAUAAACUGGAAGAACUAGAAGCUAAAGUAAAGAGUAAAACUCACAAUGAAUGUGUGGAACAUUUGAAACAAAUUUCAGAACUUACAAACAAAAUCAAUUGCUUAGAAUCAGAAAAUCAAGCCAAGUUACAAGAAAAAGAUAAACUGGAACAGGAACUAAACGAUUUGAGAAAUGUUAAUAAAAAACUUCAGCAAACCGAGCUUAAAUUGCAAGACCUACAAAAGGAAUAUGAAGCCAAGGCCAAUACUUCUGAGCUGGUGCCCGAUUAUUCUAAAGAAGUGCAGCUAGAGUUCGCCAAAUUUCGCCAAUCCGAGGUGGAGAAACGUCGUGAAAUUGAUAAAUUAAAAGUAGAACUAUCCAAAGCUCAAUUCAAUAUGUGUCAGCUGGAACAGCAAAUACAACGUGAUCAACAAUUGCUGGAAGUACGCAGUGAUCUCAUCAAUUCUUUGCAAUCGAAUGAAAAGACUCAUCGUAUACACAUUGAGGAAUUAUUUGCCCAAGUGGGAGAGAAGAACAGCACCAUAAAUGAGCUUAAUCGUGAAUUGCAAGCCAAAUCUGAAGAAUUUCGCAAUUUAUUUACCACCUUAAGUGCUAAACAAAUGGAAGUGGCCAAUCAGGAGCAUAUAAUCAAGCUAUUGGAGGAGAGUAAUGAACGCAGCCAAAUGUUGAGAGUCAAACAGGAGGAGAAAAUUGGCCGCAUGGAAGAGGAGUUGACACAUCUCAAGCAGACCAUCGCUAUUUAUCAAACGAAUAUUUUGUCAGGCAAAAAUGGCAAACAUUUACUCUUCUCCCCUGUUUUACCGCCCAGUAAUGUGGACUAUAAUGAAAAUUUCUAUUAUUAUGCCAGUCAACGCAAACGAAAACGUCAAGUGGAUAUAAAUGUCAAGAAAUAUGAAGCUUGAUGAGUUAUUAGAGAAGUCAUGAAUGUUUUUGUUUUGUAAAUUGUAAUGUUUGUUGUGAUAUGUUUUUUUUUAUUGGUGGGAAAUUGCAAUUGAAAACAAUAUUUAAUAAAUUUCUUCAAGAAUUUUGUUUAA